AUCAGUGUGCCCUGAUGAUCAGUGUAGCCCCAGCAGUGCCACCUGUCAGUGUCCAUCAGUGCCAGCUCUCAGUGCUCAUCCAUGCCACCUGCCAGUGCCCAUCAGUGCCACAUCAGUGCCACAUAUCAGUGCCUACCAGUGCACAUCAAUGCCACAUAUCAGUGCUCCCAUCAGUGCCAGUCAGUGCCACCUAUCAAUGCCAAUCAGUGCCACCUAUCAGUGCCGCCUAUCAGUGCCAGGCAGUGCCACCUAUCAGUGUGCAUCAGUGCCGCCUAUUAGUGCUGCCUAUUACUGCUGCCUAA
Molecule: messenger RNA, 302 nt
Organism: Staurois parvus
Lineage: Eukaryota; Metazoa; Chordata; Amphibia; Anura; Ranidae
Source: the annotation of a GenBank genome assembly